AUGGUAGCGCCAGCGGUUCCCGAGGUCACGGAAGAGGUCCUGCACGAAGCAAUUGAGGCUCGCACCGAGUCUCUGAGCUCCCUUCGUGAACUGGGGCCCCCUGACCUCGUCCACCUCGUCAAACAACCAUUGAGACAACAAACCAAGCAAGUUGGGGUGUACCACCAUGUCACUGGUGUAGAUGCCUCGUCGUCAGCCAGUCUGGCUGCCUACAUCAACACUCUUGCAUACAAAGAGUUUGGCCCCUCGGCAACCACAAAGACGCUCGAGGGCACCUACUGCUGCUACAAUGCCUUCUCCCGAGUCGAUAUGCGCGUGCAUGCCCCCUUUCCUGGUUCAGUAGAAGCUUACUGUAUUGACGAGCGCGGCGAAAAGCGCAAGGCAACCGACGAGCUCUGGCUAGAGACAUAUCUCUGCAGUGUGUUGCGAGCCUAUUCUUAUGCCGACGAUGGAACAGGUGAUGCUAUAAGGAAGAUCAUGUGCGUGAGACGGUUCAACCCCGUCACUAACACGGAGACCGAACAUCGCUUCCUCAGCGCAGCCGAGCAGCUAUUUUUCAGGGGCUGGUCGCUCGGGUCCGACUCGGUUGUACAGGUACCCAACGUUGUUUCGAACCAUCUCACGACUGGUCUCAUAAAAUACUUUCACACUACCGGUCGCUACGCCUCGGGUAUCAACUUGUUCGAGAAAUUGCGCACGCAGAACGUUGAGGUUGCAUCUUUGCUGGCCAAGGUCAUGUUCAUGGGCAACGAGGAGGUACAAGGCAUCCGCGUCCUGCACGAAGCCAUCAAGGAAAUGCCCAUGGAUUAUGUCAUGCUGGACACGCAAGCCGAAUUCCUGUUGAAGAAGGCCGAGACUGCCACCACUCCCGAACAGAGGGAAGAGAGACUACGGCUGGCUCUUGGCUGCGCCGACCGAAGCACCAUCGCAGCACCAAGCGAGUUUGGAACAUGGGCUAGACUCGCCCAGGUCUAUGUGGCCAUGGAAGAUUGGGAAAAUGCGCUGACGACACUCAACUCGUGCCCGAUGUUUACCUACCAGGAUAAGGAUGCACCGAUCAUGCCGGAGCCGAAGGAGUAUCACUUGCCAACCCUCCCCGAGACGAGGCUAGACGAGAUCGACAGUGAGCCCGAUUUUCGUUACUCGGAGCAGAUUGACCCGAGUCUCUUGGGCCUCCGCGCGGCCACUUAUCGUGGCACCUUCAAGCAGGCCUACGCCAUCUUGACCGAAAUGACAGCCAAGAUUGGCUGGGACCAGCUGCUCAAGAUCCGGAGCAACGUCUUCGUCAUGGAAGACGAGUACCGUGAGAAGCAGGAAUCCUCGCAUUACCCCGCGAACCGAAAUCCUAGCACCGAUGUUCUUCGCGGAAGCCCUGACCCAGGCGUUAACGGAGAAACCGCGGUGGGGGAGACUGAGGUGGCUGAAAAGAGCGAAGAAGCUGGCCAGGAAGCUGACGGUGAAAAUCUGGCGCCACCAGCGGCCAAUGGAAAGCCCGAAGAUAUCGAGAGACCUUCGAGUGCCAUGGACCCCGAUGUGGUGAAGAAGGCAGAAGAGAAGGGUUCCGAGGACCACUCCUCCCGGCUUAAUAACAAGCGGCUGUGUGAGCGUUGGCUUGACAGCCUUUUCAUGGUACUCUACGAGGACCUCCGCGUCUACACAAUAUGGCGUACCCAGAUGGCUCAGUACCGCGCUCAAAGCAUGCAGUACAAGAAGUCCCCUGAGGAGUGGGAGAUUCUUGGCAGCCUUGCCGAGCGCCUCCAGCACACGGACGAGGCUGUGGAGGCGUACCGUGCCUGUCUCGGACAGCGGUUUAGCCCCAAGGCCCUUGCGGGUAUCUUGAAGGUGUUUAUGAAGACCAAGCUCACACGAGAUGCGGUUGCGGCAGUCAUCCGGCUGGUAACUUGGCAGUAUAGGUGGUACAGCGAGUUCUCGCCCGAGCUGCUACACACAAUUCGCAUUCUUAUUGAGGAUGAGGGCGCCGUCAAGAUUCGGAGCAUCAUUCAGGCCACUAACCUGCCGCAGAACGUCCUGGACCUCACGCACCACUACGCGGCGCUUUGUGCUACUUUCAGAAGCAGUGGCACAGAGGGUUAG
Podospora anserina S mat+ is the source of this 2094-nucleotide messenger RNA. RefSeq lists its product as uncharacterized. Gene Ontology annotation, molecular function: protein binding. The record is from RefSeq and is a predicted model, not a curated record. Gene Ontology annotation, cellular component: exomer complex. The transcript is spliced from 5 exons. Lineage: Eukaryota; Fungi; Ascomycota; Sordariomycetes; Sordariales; Podosporaceae. The coding region runs from base 1 to 2094 and encodes 697 amino acids. Gene Ontology annotation, biological process: Golgi to plasma membrane transport.